UUUGCCAUGUACUGUCUGGUUCUGCUCUACCGGGCCCUGAGGGACGAGCUGAAGCCCAUCAGACCCGUGGGGAAGUUCCUGUGCGUCAAGCUGGUGGUCUUCGUCUCGUUCUGGCAGGCGGUUCUGAUCGCUCUGCUGGUGAAAGUGGGAGUGAUUUCUGACAGACACACCUGGGACUGGGACAGUGUGGAGGCUGUGGCCACCGGACUGCAGGACUUCAUCAUCUGCAUAGAAAUGUUCCUGGCUGCCAUCGCCCACCACUACACCUUCACCUACAAACCCUACGUCCAGGAAGCCGAGGAGGGCUCGUGUUUCGACAGUUUUUUGGCGAUGUGGGACUUCUCAGAUAUCCGAGCCGACGUCACGGACCAGGUUCGCAACGUCG
Nematolebias whitei (Rio pearlfish) is the source of this 385-nucleotide messenger RNA. Its product is annotated as transmembrane protein 184C-like. NCBI's taxonomy places the organism in Eukaryota, Metazoa, Chordata, Actinopteri, Cyprinodontiformes, Rivulidae. The annotation marks the transcript as partial. Gene Ontology annotation, biological process: transport. The transcript is spliced from 4 exons. The record is from RefSeq and is a predicted model, not a curated record. Gene Ontology annotation, molecular function: transporter activity.